This is a messenger RNA of Scatophagus argus, 2706 nucleotides long. Its product is annotated as glycerophosphodiester phosphodiesterase 1-like. Gene Ontology annotation, molecular function: phosphoric diester hydrolase activity. Lineage: Eukaryota; Metazoa; Chordata; Actinopteri; Scatophagidae. Bases 266 to 1261 code for a protein of 331 amino acids. Gene Ontology annotation, biological process: lipid metabolic process. The transcript has 6 exons. The record is from RefSeq and is a predicted model, not a curated record.
GCUGUUUAUUUUCAUGUUUAUACACUCCAACUUGACAUUGACGAUAUAGCGGGGACGCUGCCUCUCCUCCAGCCUCCCAUCCACCCUCUGCACAGUCACGAAGUGAGGCUGCUUCACGGUCGCGUUGCGUGUGUCUGACCCUCCACCAUGGUAGUCCAGUCACCCGCCUGCUGACGGCUGAUCUCCGUCCAUGGCGUCUUUAAUCUAAACGAUUCAUUCGUCCUCCGGUCCGAUCGCGACACAAGCAUCCCGUCCUGCGUUCAUCAUGCUGCAGAUCGGAGAUGAGGUGGUGUGUUUCUCGUCGGUCUUUCUGCUGGUGAUGUUGGGGACGAGGAGCGCCACGGGGGCCUCCCUCCUCACCGCAUUCCUCUACGUCUUCAUGGUGAUGUUCCGGUUUUCUCCGGUGCCGGUGGAGCAGGCCGGCCGCGUCCUUCGGCCCAGGACUCCGUCAGGCGGCGUCCCGGUGGUGGCGCACCGCGGAGGUAGCCACGACGCUCCCGAGAACACCUUGGCAGCGAUCAGAGAGGCCAGUAGGAAUGGGGCAAAUGGAGUGGAGCUGGACCUGAGUUUCACAGCUGAUGGAGUGCCCGUACUGAUGCACGAUGAGACGCUGGACCGCACCACCAACGGCUCAGGACCAGUCGGCAAGAUGCAGUUUGUCCAUCUUAGAAGACUGGAUGCUUCUGUUCGUCACAGGCUGAAGGACAAAUUCAGUGGAGAGAAGGUCCCGUCUCUGCAGGAGGCAGUGGAGGAAUGCAUCAGACUCCAGCUGACCAUCUUCUUUGACGUCAAAGGGCAGCCUGAUAAGGCUGCUUUUGUGCUUCAUGAGAUAUACAAGAAGUUCCCUGUCCUUUACAACUCCAGCAUUGUCUCCUCCUUUGAACCCAAAGUCAUUUACAAGAUGCGUCAGACUGACCCCAACGUGGUCACGGCUCUCAAACACAGGCCGUGGAGACUGAGCCGCUUCAGCGAUGGCACUCCUCGGACCCUGUCGACAUGGGGUCAGAUGUGGACGGGGGUUCUGGAUGUCUUGCUGGACUGGGCCCACCACCACAUUCUGUGGAAGCUCUGUGGCGUAUCCGCCAUCCUUGUGCAUAAAGACUUUAUCUCGCUGGACUACAUUCAGUACUGGGCAGAGCGAGGCGUGGAGGUGUUGGGCUGGACCGUUAACACGGCUGUGGAGAAAGUCUACUACCAAAACCUGCUGAAGAUUGGCUACAUCACCGACAGUCUGCUGGAAGACUGUGAUUCUUAUGACUGAAUGAACACACACAGUUUUUACAGCUUCCUGAUGAACAAAUGGUGAGACGAAAGAUAAUUACUGCAGUUACCACAUUUCUCAGUUCCAUGUCCUUUCAAAGAACAUAAAAUCCUUAAAUACGUAGAUGAAGUUAAUUAGAAGGUAGAAGCUAGAACUUUGGUGCUAACUAAAUCUGUAGUGGCAAGCAAACAACCCAGGCGUCAUAGAAAAACUUAUUUAAGGUGAGAACACGUACACCUGUAGCUGGCAUACGGGUCAUUUUCCUUUAAAUCCAACACAUGACACCAUGAAGAUUCAGCUGUACACUUCAGGAUUCACAUCCUACUACCAGCAGCAAUACCUCCAGUUCUCCUGGACCAGGGAUUAGGAUUACACCACUUUCAAGAUCUUUUCUACCUUCUGCGCUGAUCUUUCUGAAGCUUUGAUGCACCUUCGAUGAGACAUCAGUGGCCGCAACGUUAGACACACGAGCAGCUUAUCAGUGCCUGCUAUUGUGACGUUUGUAGAAAAAUGGACGGAUCUCUUGUUAGCUUUCUCCAGUUUGACGUGAUGAUCAUAGAGGCGCCUGCCUUCUGUCAGUAAGUUAUACAAAUACACACACUCACACGAUACUAAUAAGAUAAGAUAUUAAUAUCUGCCUGCGUCCUCCAGACUCCAGAGGAGGGACAGUGAAUGCACCACUGAACCUGAGCAGGUGUUCAGGGUUUGUUAUUCGAGACCGAUUUCAAAUUUCUGUAACACAAUCUUUAUGAGUCAACAGAUAAGGACAACCGUGUUUGUGCACAUGGCUGUAGACAGAAGAAUUUAAUUAAAAAUACCACCCACCUAUGAAAAUAUUUGUAAAACCUGUAAUUUAUUCCAUUUAUUAACUUAAUUAAUUAAUGAACUUUUCAGUUAUAGUGUCUGAAAAGGUGAUCUACCUACAUAAUCGGAGGAAUAUAACUUACUAAUUCAUCAUUCGUCACCCUUCAUCUUAUUUUAAUGUAACUUAAUUAUUUUUGUCUGAACACAUGUAAAGAUGACUGACUAUGGAGAAGGACAGAAUCAGCUUUAAGAAGGUUAACUGAGAUUUGGGAAAAUGUCUCUUUUCUUUCAGUGUUAAGGAUAACAGGACCGACAGGGUCGUCAAUACGGGCUGAAAUAAAUCUUUACAAUGUAAAUCCAGUUUGCCAAACUGAUAUGAGUCAAUAUUAUCUUUUAAGUGAAAAUUGUAAGCUAAUAAAUUUUUUUAAGUAUUAGGAAAUGACAGUUUUCAGUUUGUUUAUGGCCACCAACUGGCUUUUGUGUGUGUGUGUGUGUUGUAUAAACAGAGACGUUGGGAUCAUAUGGGCCUCAUGCAGGCACAGACUGAAGACUCUCACUACAUAAAUUCUCAUUCAACACAGGCUGAACUCAUCCGAGGGACAUUUUAUUAGUUUAGGUUAGGUCACAUUAAACUAACAUUA